AAAUGAAACAACUUCGGAAGAGACUGGAGGCGCUUUCCGAAAUAUUCGAAUCAGAGAAAUCGUACGUGCAGGACCUUAAAAUAUGGGGCGAGGACUUCAAAAGGUAUCUUUUCCAGUCCGAGACACUCACAGUAGAGAAGAAGCACUCGCUCAGCAAAACAUUGUUCAUCAACCUGGAUGCAAUCAUAGCACUGCACGAGCAGAUAAUAAGGGAACUGGGCCGCAGGAACGAGUACAUCAGGGAGAUGAACGGAAUAUCGACCGGUGAUGUAUGUAAACCUAUCGUGGUGACCGAUGAGAGCGCACAGAUGUUCAAGGACCUGGAGUACCACUCGGUGUACUACAAGUAUCUGAACAGGUUUGGGGUGUACCGGUACUACGUGAGCAGACUGCCCACGGUUGAGUUUGAUCUGGACAAGGAGUGCAAUAUGAACCGUUUUUUUAAGCAAGAGCUGAUGGAAUUCUUCAACAAGCGCAAUAUUGAGCUGGGACCGAAGCACUUUAUUUAUAGAGCGAGUCAGAAGCUGGCACGGUAUGCCAUUCUGUGGAAUGCGGUGCUGCACUACGAGGAGAACCCUUCCUUUAUCGAGGGAAUUAAUACAACGGUACAAAAGCUCAAGGAAAUUGCGAAGGAUGUGGACCAAACGUACGGCUCGAUAAACGAGAGCUACAAGAUAUUCCGGUUCAGCGCUGACCUGCACUACGCUGAGUCCGUGAAGAACCGCAUUCCGCUCAAUUUGUUCCAAAAGCAGCGAAAGAUUCUGAAGGAAGGGGACGUAAUCAUCAAGUACAGACACAUCAGAGAGCCGAAAAUGCUCCGAUUUAUUGUGCUCGAUACCGUCAUUCUGAUCUGUGACGUGGUGAAGCAGGGCAAUGUAGAGAUAAAGUACAUCAUAACAGAUCCGCUGCCACUGUUCAAGUACAUCGUGACGGAGCGAAACAUCGGCUAUACCUUUGAUAAUGAGUACUUGGAGAGCAUGAAUCCGUUGUUUUUGCUUGAGCGUGCCGGGACGGACAUCGUUGUGAUCUUCUUCAAGGAUGAAAGGAUCAAAAGGAUGUAUUUCGAUGUGAUACAUGCUGCAAUGGAGGAGGUAAGGAAGUACUUUAAGCCUGGCGUGAAUCUUUGUCCGCUGCUUGAGAAGACCAACUAUGAGAUACUGUGCUGUUCGACACGCGAUCUUAAGUUUAGUAUUGGAAAUGAGGAGGACAAGCGCUCGUCGCAUGGUACGGUUAGUAUUGGUGAUUUAUCGAUUGAUGAUAACAAGGAUAGCUACAUAGACGGGUCUGCGCCUCCUGAGGUGAUGAGUGGGACGGAUAAGGAAGGAAUGGGAAGUAAGGAGGGGGUAGGAAGUAAAAUGGAUAGGGUUCAAGGCAAGGCAGACGGUGAGAGGAGUAAGGAAGAAAUGGGAAGUAAAACGGAUAGGGUCCAAGGCAGUACGGGUGAUAAAACAGAUGGAAUAGGAAAUGAUAAAACGGAUGGAAAAGAGAGAAAUGAUGGAGAGCGUAGCAAAGAAUUGAAAAAUGAAGGAAUGGGUAGAAAUAGCAUAUUAUCCGAUGCACUUUCAGUGAAAAAAAACGAAAAUAGAUCAAAGGGAGUUGAAGAGGAGACGAAAAAUGGAUGUAAACGGUGUGUAAGUCCGGUAAGUGAGAAGAACGAAGAGGAUGAAGACCGCAUAGAAAGGGAUGAAGACCGCAAAGAAAGGGAUGAAGACCGUAGCGAUCAUAGUGAUGAGAAUAGCGGCGGUCGUGAUGAACUAAAUGCUACAGUCAGUAAAAAUAGUAAAACCGUCAACUCCACGGGUAAAACUGAGGAUGGAGCUGCAAAUAGUGGCACAGGAGUGAGUGAUGAGAAGUCGCUGUCUAGAAGGCAAGAAAAAUCGCAUUCUGUGACAGAAGAGCACAAUAUGUCGCAAAGAAAGCUGCGAUUCGCAACACAGUUGAAUUCGAAUGAGAGUACGGAAAGUACGAGCAGCAGCUCCGCGUCUAUAGAGCAGGGCCAGCGCAGGGUUUCAUUCUUCAAACGAAUGUUGGGGCAUAAGCAACCAGAGGAAAUAAACGAUCACACGUUCAGUAUAGACAGGGGAGACUACCGCAGAAUAUUCCAUGCGGAUGAGCAGUUCCUGCUGUUCGGUACGAAGGAGGGGCUGUUCAAAAAGAUAGGUCCACACUUCGUAAGUCUGCACGACAAGGGCGUGCACAAGGUGGUGUACGAUGUGGCAAACAAAAUAAUUGUAUUCUUGGAAUCAAGCAAAAUAUGCUGUGCUCCGUUUGUGCCCAGCCAGGACACGUUGCAUACCAAGCUCAUAACGCGUAGCGCAGACGAUUUCUUCUACGGUAUAACGCUGAACAAGCUUACCAUAGCAUCACUUACCGUGAGCAACAACUCAACUACCUCCGUAUCGCUGUUUAAGGUAACGAUCGAGAACCGCUCCGUGUCCGUUGUGAUGGACCGCAAGUUGUUCGUAGGAUGCCUCGUGUUCGAUAUCGCGUUCUUCAACACCAAGUUGGUGAUUGCGUGCCGUGAUUUUGAAAUGGUUGAUUCGGAUACCCUCAAGACGCAGGAACUCGUUGAUCCGCUCGAUCUAUGCGUGCCCUUCUACUUCAAAGGGCUUAAGAAUGUGACAGCGCUGAGCGUGUUCACGAUAGAUAACGAUGUCUUCCUAGUGUGCUAUGACAGCAUGGGCUUCUUCAUCGAUUCGUAUGGACGAACAAUCCGGCAGAACAUCAUCUUUGUGUGGUACGUCCGACCGCUCAAGUUUAUGAUCUACAAGGAGUACCUUGCAUGUGUGAGUGAGCAGGAGGUGGUGGUUUGGGACAUCAAUACGGCCAAUAUGGUAUUCUAUAUGAGACAGGAGCACCUUCGAUUUGUUACAGGUUCUUCCACUCUGUUGUUGUACGACCAGUACUCGUUGUACAAGCUUACGCUUGAGUAGGUGGGACACGUGUUGUGUUUUGGUAGACCAACCUCAGGAGGCGAUGCUGAAAUAUGAUUUUGGAAUGAUACUAAGAUACCGUUGGAUGAAAUAGCCUUGAAAGCUCUUGAGGUAUAGUUGAGGGACAUUUGAUUGAUCAAGAAGGGCAAAUCAUGGAACGAUUUAAACAAAUGAUUUUGAGAGCAUGUGUCACGAAUCAUUCCCGAUUCUUGGUAAAUAUCAUGGUUUGGCCUGAAAUGGUAAUCGGUUCAGGAGAACAGUCAACUCGCAAGAAUCAACCAAUGGUAGCGAUAAAAUAUAUCAAACCACGAUAUAAUGCCGUAUAAAUGCCAUUACCUUACUUUUGUACCAUAAUUAGAGCAAUAAAUCCGUUAAUGAUUGCUUUCUUUUUUGUGGUAAUACACAGCAUGAGUAUUUAAAACAAACAUGG
This is a messenger RNA of Vavraia culicis subsp. floridensis, 3363 nucleotides long. RefSeq lists its product as uncharacterized. The record is from RefSeq and is a predicted model, not a curated record. The transcript has a single exon. Gene Ontology annotation, molecular function: guanyl-nucleotide exchange factor activity. Lineage: Eukaryota; Fungi; Microsporidia; Pleistophoridae. The annotation marks the transcript as partial.